Messenger RNA from Aspergillus novofumigatus IBT 16806, 1569 nucleotides. Its product is annotated as putative cell division protein kinase (Ctk1). The coding region runs from base 1 to 1173 and encodes 390 amino acids. Gene Ontology annotation, biological process: protein phosphorylation. The record is from RefSeq and is a predicted model, not a curated record. The transcript is spliced from 4 exons. Gene Ontology annotation, cellular component: cytoplasm; nucleus. Lineage: Eukaryota; Fungi; Ascomycota; Eurotiomycetes; Eurotiales; Aspergillaceae. Gene Ontology annotation, molecular function: cyclin-dependent protein serine/threonine kinase activity; ATP binding.
AUGGCUGCAUCAGACUGGAAGAAAGCUCUGGGGUUCACCGAUCGAUUAACGGCAAUUCAAUCUCUGACUACUGCCUAUCAGCGAGCUUCGUCUUCGGCUGCAUUUGCUGAAGCUCAGUCGCAAGCAAAGAGGUUCGAAAGUGAGGCUUAUGAACAAGCUAACUCCAAGGAAGAAUAUGACCGGAUGUGCCAGGAUGCCAUCGAUGCCGCAGAGGCCAGUGGUUCUGUAGCCCCGAUGAUCAGCAGUCCAAACCAGUUGCAACAUGAGCCCGAUGAGGGUGCUUGGACAGCAGGAGAAGCAAUUGGUCCGUUCAAAGGAUGCCUCCAUGUGUUUGAUGGGCUCCAUUCCACUAUUUACAAGUCCAAGCGUGAGGAUGGAUCUGUGGUUGCAGUGAAAGUUACCAUACCCCAUCUCUUGACGCCACCACAUGACGCUGAGCGCGAGGUUCGACUUCUGAGAGAAGCCGCGAGUCCUCAUAUUAUAAGUCUGUCGGACUCGCUCAAGGUUGACGGAGGCAGACUCAUCCUGGUCUUCCCCUAUCUAAAAUAUGACUUGGAAUAUUUGCUCCGCCGUGAUAUGCUCACUGCAACGCAAACAAAGGCCCAUUUGCACGAUAUGCUCAGCGCGUUGGCACACCUUCAUGAGCUGGGAAUCAUUCAUCGGGAUGUCAAACCCUCUAACAUUCUGUUGGACUCGCCUGAUGGGCCGGCGUACCUGGCGGACUUUGGCAUCGCAUGGAAAGAAGGAGACGGGGGUUCCGAGCCGGCUGACAAGAAAAUUACCGAUGUAGGAACCACAUCUUAUCGGGCGCCUGAGAUCCUGUUUGGGUUCAAGGGAUACGGAACAGCUUUGGAUCUGUGGGCCGCUGGUUGUGUUGUGGCCGAAGCUGUCGCUGUCGGGCACAAGCAGCUGUUUGAUUCCGGGCCCGUGGGGAGUGAUCUGUCGCUUGUUCAGUCGAUUUUCAAGACCCUGGGAACCCCAGAUGAGAGUACCUGGCCCGAGACUGAGAAACUCCCUGACUGGGGUAAGAUCGAGUUUUACCGAUUUCCUGCCAAAACGUGGGAUGAAAUUCUCAGAGGAGCUUCUUCCAAAGGACGGGAUCUCGUGAGCAGACUGGUACGCUACGAGAGCAGCGAACGGCUGUCUGCUGCAGAGGUAGGCUACGCAUUCUAAGUGGACCGGCCCGAUGCUAACAGUGUGGCAGGCCUUGAAACAUCCAUAUUUUUCAGCAACCUGAAGCCGGUCUGUUCCAGGGGUUUAAUUGCUCUGAUCUCACAUGAUACAGCAUCAUCUCGCAAUGAUGUUGCGAUCAUCAUGGCCAAGCUUCUAGCGGUCCACCAGUCUGCAGCGGGUGUUUCAGCCUUUAAAUUUGAAUCGGCUCGAAGCGGCAUUACUACCACAAUGAUUGCCAACUCGCCACACCCUUGAGUGGUUGAGCCAUAAUUGUGACUGGGGGCUGAGCUCCAGCAACUGAUUCCUUCAAAUCCGCUCGGUACACUUACUCAGGAUCUCUUAGUCCGACCGCAACCGAGGCACCGACAACUCUCGUCACAGGAUGAACACAUGGCU